AGAGAAAAUGAGGGACAGACUUCAAGAACUAAAGCAGCGAACAAAAGAAAUCGAACUCUCUGGAGACAGGUACAUGUUCACCACAGAGGCAGAAGAACAAGGUGAAUUUUUGCAGCAAGCGGUUAUUUAUGAAAGAGAACCUGUAGUUGAGAGGCAGCUAUAUGAGAUACAAAAAUUACAGGAGAAUAUUAACAAUUUAAGAGAUGAAGUUCAAAAUUUUGGACAGCAACAAAAAAGUUUAGUGGCUUCAAUGAGAAGGUUUAGUCUACUUAAGAGAGAAUCUAGUAUUACAAAGGAUAUAAAAAUCCAAGCAGAACACAUUAAAAGAGAUUUGGAUCAUUUAAUAAAAGAAAUUAAAAAGUCUGAGGAUGAAAAUGGCCCAUCAUCAGUAGUCACAAGGAUACUUAAAUCUCAUCAUGCCGCCAUGUUCCAUCAUUUUCAGCAAACUAUGUUUAUAUACAAUGACACAAUAGCAGCAAAGCAAGAGAAGUGCAAGAAAUUUAUUUUCCGGCAGCUUGAAGUGGCUGGAAAAGAGGUAUCUGAAGAAGAUGUAAAUGAUAUGCUUCACCAAGGAAAAUGGGAAAUUUUCAAUGAAAGUUUACUUACAGAAGUCACCAUUACUAAAGCACAACUCUCAGAGAUUGAGCAGAGACACAAGGAACUAGUCAAUUUAGAGAACCAAAUAAAGGAUUUAAGAGAUCUUUUCAGUCAGAUAUCUCUUUUAGUAGAGGAGCAAGGAGAAAGCAUCAACAAUAUCGAAAUGAUAGUGAACAGUACAAAAGAAUAUGUUAACACUACUAAAGAGAAAUUUGGACUGGCUGUAAAAUACAAGAAACAAAAUCCUUGCAGAGUAUUGUGUUGUUGGUGCUGUCCAUGCUGUAGCUCAAAAUAAAGAA
This is a messenger RNA of Chrysochloris asiatica (Cape golden mole), 896 nucleotides long. It is a transcript of the gene STX19, whose product is annotated as syntaxin 19. The coding region runs from base 8 to 892 and encodes 294 amino acids. Gene Ontology annotation, cellular component: endomembrane system; plasma membrane; synaptic vesicle. Gene Ontology annotation, biological process: exocytosis; synaptic vesicle fusion to presynaptic active zone membrane; intracellular protein transport. The record is from RefSeq and is a predicted model, not a curated record. The transcript has a single exon. Gene Ontology annotation, molecular function: SNAP receptor activity; SNARE binding. NCBI's taxonomy places the organism in Eukaryota, Metazoa, Chordata, Mammalia, Afrosoricida, Chrysochloridae.